AUGUCAGGUCAACUAUGGCUUGCGCUCGUGGACACGGCCGAUAUGGUCGGUUUCACGCUUACCUUCUCCGUCAACAUUGUGCUCCUGGGGCUCAUUCGAACUCGCGGCAGAAACUUGGGCACUUACAAGUAUCUCAUGAUCUUCUUCUGCAUCUUUUCAAUCUUCUAUGCUAUUGUCGAGUCGAUUUUGAGGCCGGUAAGAUCGAAUCGCCAAAGAGCAAGUUCCCUUUAUCAAAUGCGCCCAUUCUGUAGAUAAUGCACAUCGAGAACACGACGUUCUUCUUGAUUUCUCGAAAGUGUCUAAACUAUUCCACACGUCUCGGCAAGAUCAAUUCGGCCUUUUACUGCGCCUGCUUCGCCACCAGUUUCGUCGUCUCCGCCGUCCAUUUCGUCUACCGUUUCUUUGCCGCGUGCAAGUGAGUCAUGACAGUGCUAAGAACCGCCGCUUUUUCGGUCCGAUGUGGAAUGACGUCGGUGUGCCCCAUUCUGCUGACUCACUCUUGUUCGCUUCCAGACCGCAUCUGCUCCGCUUCUUCGCGUUUCCGCGCGUGCUCAUCUGGCCUCUCGGGUGCAGCAUUCCUGUGACCGCGUGGGCAAGUGUCUCCUAUUUCCUCUACCCUGAUACCGAGUACACCGAAACCGCCGUCACGUAUGAAAGAUUUCGUUGUUAUCACGUUCUUCGAUAUUUCAGAAAUGUUCUGCGCACUCAUUACAAUGGAAUCUCAAAAGAGAAUGUAUCGUAUAUUGCGUAUGUCUACGUGAGUUUAGCUAGAAAAAGGAUUGAGCUUGAUGGCCAGACUGGUGACUUUUUAGUACUACUACCAAGAUGGAGUCAGACACGUUUACGUUAAAAAUCUUUUGGGAUGCUUUGUUCAUUACCUAGUGAUGGUAUGAUUCAAGGAUUUUCAACAACAACUGCACGACCGUUUUUCAGUCGAUGACGUUCGUCGUCGUGUUCUACUGCGGCUUCUCGACAUGGUGGACUAUCCGAGAGCAUCGGGGAGCUUCCGAUCGGACCCGUCAACUUCAGAAUCAGCUAUUCAAGGCUCUGGUGCUGCAGACUCUGAUCCCUUCGCUGUUCAUGUACAUUCCCACCGGCGUCAUGUUCAUCGCGCCGUUCUUGGACAUAAACCUGAAUGCGAAUGCCAACUUCAUCGUCUUCUGCUCUUUCCUCUAUCCCGGAUUGGAUCCACUCAUUCUGAUUCUGAUCAUUCGCGACUUCAGGAAUACAAUUAUACGUGCGUCUUAAAAAGCCAAAUAACAAUCCAUCAUAUGCUUUUAGGGAUUCUGAAAGGGAAAACGACAAACACCGUCGAGGAUUUGUACUCGACGACGACGGCGAGAGGAGCAAAGACUUCGCAGAUCGCAGGCGUCCAGCACUCUUCAUAA
Messenger RNA from Caenorhabditis sp. 36 PRJEB53466, 1388 nucleotides. NCBI's taxonomy places the organism in Eukaryota, Metazoa, Nematoda, Chromadorea, Rhabditida, Rhabditidae. The record is from the annotation of a GenBank genome assembly.